This is a messenger RNA of Caenorhabditis bovis, 1263 nucleotides long. Lineage: Eukaryota; Metazoa; Nematoda; Chromadorea; Rhabditida; Rhabditidae. The record is from the annotation of a GenBank genome assembly.
AUGAGUUUGUCGGUGGCCGCACAUGGAAUUUUGAAGACCCAUUUGACAUGGGAUGAAGUGGAGCACGAACUUCAGAAGGCAUUCAAUACCAAUGCUCAUUUUGGUCCCAAUAAGUCGGCUACAAGUGUUGGAGAUUUGAAGGGAUUCAUGUCGAAAAUUGCGCUGAUUGAUCCCGAUUGGCAAAACAAGAAAAGUGACGAAAAAUUGCCGGAAAAAUUCAUCGUCAAGAUUUGUUCCCAACUUCCACUAUUGGAAAUGAGAGAUCAUAUGAAAGUUGGAUCCGAAGAAGAAUUUGAACAGAAAAUUCAUGAGUUCAGCGGCAUCGUAAAAAUGUUCCAUAACCGCGAAGUUGAAUCGUACAGGCUUAUUGAUAAAUAUGGAAAAGGGAAAAUUGCAACGACAAAGAUUUAUGCGUCGAGAAAAUUUGAUGAAACGAAUCAACUCAAAGGAUUCAUUAUCUCCGAGUAUUUUCCUGAUAUUCAACAUAUUCCAACACACGACUCAAUUUCUUAUGAGGAUAUGAGACCGAUUGUGAAAGCGGUUGCUGAAUUUUCAGCUCUUGGUGAAUAUAUGCUGGAAAAUGAAUUGGAAUUCGCAAAGACGAGCAGUAUGGCUUCGGUUGUUGAGAAUUUUCUAGAUGACAAGAGUGUGGACAAUUUCAAUAGCUUGUUCAAGGAAAAAAUGCCGGCCGAGCAUGAGCCCAAAAUCGACGAAUACAUCAGCAUUAUCAAAGAAUUUUAUACGUCAUCGCAGUUUUUGAAAAAUUUCGAAAAAAUGCACGAGAUCAUCAAUCAUAAACCGGUUCUCAUUCACUGUGAUCUAUGGGCAUCGAAUCUUUUAUGCGCUAAAACCAAAGAGAAUCACGUCGAGCUGAAAGCUAUUAUUGACUUCCAGACGGUAUCCGUUGGAUCUCCAGGAAUGGACGUCGGGCGUCUCUUCACUUCAAGCUUGACUACUAAGGAUCGUAGAGAUCAUCUUGACGAUCUCCUUCAUCUCUACUACGAGACCUUUGUGAGCAAGUUAGAGGGAAAGAAGCCCCCAUAUACGUUCGAGCAGUUGAAAUCAUCUUACUUUCUCGCGUUUCCCAUUUUGGCAUUUCUAGUUAUUCCGACAAUGGGAACAUUUUUAGAUCAAACCAAUAUUGCGGAAGAUCUUCGGCAAAAGAUAAAUGAAUUGGCGAUUGAAAAAAUGAUAGGGCUAUUAGAUGAUGCGAUCGAAAUCCAUAAGAAGAAUUUUGCUGAAUUCCCAAUUUUUUAUCAAUAA